Messenger RNA from Erinaceus europaeus (western European hedgehog), 3820 nucleotides. It is a transcript of the gene MAP3K15, whose product is annotated as mitogen-activated protein kinase kinase kinase 15. NCBI's taxonomy places the organism in Eukaryota, Metazoa, Chordata, Mammalia, Eulipotyphla, Erinaceidae. The record is from RefSeq and is a predicted model, not a curated record. The coding region runs from base 88 to 3765 and encodes 1225 amino acids. Gene Ontology annotation, biological process: MAPK cascade; protein phosphorylation; cellular response to stress. The transcript has 26 exons. Gene Ontology annotation, molecular function: ATP binding; MAP kinase kinase kinase activity.
UCCGCGCCUCCGAGCAGGUGCCGGCUCGCUCGCUCUCUCGCGCGCUCGUCUGCUUGGCUCGCUUGCUCGCGGGGGCGACGCGGCCACAUGGACGGCGGCGGCGGCGGACCCAGCCCUGCCGGGGCGCCCGGGGUGGCGGGCGAGGCCCUUCCGUGCCCGCUGCCGCCCGCGAACCAGGGCCCCGAGCAGCCCGACGGCGCGGCGGGCGGCGGCGAGGGCGGGCCGCGCAGGGCUCUGCGGGCUGUAUACGUGCGCAGCGAGAGCGCCCAGGGCAGCGCGGCCGUCAGUCCCGAGGCGGGGGCUUGCCAGUGCCUGCAGCGGGCCUGCGAGGCUGAGGGCGCCCACCUCACCUCAGUGCCCUUCGGGGGGCUCGACUUCGGGGAGACGGCCGUGCUGGACGCCUUCUACGACGCAGAUGUUGCCGUGGUGGACAUGAGUGAUGUCUCCAGACAGCCUUCACUCUUCUAUCACCUUGGAGUCCGGGAGAGUUUCGACAUGGCCAACAAUGUGAUCCUGUACCAUGACACUGAUGCCGACACUGCUCUCUCACUGAAGGACAUGGUUACUCAAAAAAACACAGCAUCUAGUGGAAAUUAUUACUUCAUCCCAUACAUCGUGACUCCAUGUGCUGAUUAUUUUUGCUGCGAGAGUGAUGCCCAGAGGCGUGCUUCAGAGUACAUGCAGCCCAACUGGGAUAGCAUCCUGGGCCCCCUAUGUGUGCCACUGGUGGACAGGUUUGCAAGCCUCCUCAAGGACAUCCACGUGACUUCCUGUACUUACUACAAAGAAACCUUGUUAAAUGACAUCCGGAAAGCCAGGGAGAAAUACCAGGGUGACGAACUGGCAAAGGAACUCACUCGGAUCAAACUACGCAUUGACAACACGGAGGUUCUAAGCCCAGACAUCAUCAUUAAUCUACUGCUCUCCUACCGAGAUAUCCAGGACUAUGAUGCAAUGGUAAAGCUGGUAGAAACACUGAAAAUGCUGCCUACAUGUGACUUGGCUGACCAGCACAAUAUUAAAUUCCACUAUGCUUUUGCACUGAACAGGCGAAACCAUGCAGGUGACCGUCAGAAGGCUCUGCAGGCUAUGCUCCAGGUUCUGCAGAGUUGUGACCACCCAGCCCCCGACAUGUUCUGCCUGUGUGGAAGGAUCUACAAGGAUAUCUUCUUGGAUUCAGACUGCAAAGAGGAGGCCAGCCGAGACAGGGCCAUUGAAUGGUAUCACAAAGGAUUUGAGCUCCAGCCAUCACUUUAUUCAGGAAUUAACCUUGCGGUUUUGCUGAUAGUUGCUGGACAACAAUUUGAAACUUCUAUAGAACUAAGAAAAAUAGGUGUCCGCCUAAACAGUUUGUUGGGAAGAAAAGGGAGCUUGGAGAAAAUGAACAAUUACUGGGACGUGGGGCAGUUCUUCACCGUCAGCAUGCUGGCCAGUGAUGUGGGGAAGGCUGUGCAGGCAGCAGAGAGACUGUUCAAGCUGAAACCUCCAGUCUGGUACUUGCGAUCAUUAGUUCAAAAUUUGUUAUUAAUUCAGCGCUUCAAGAAACCUAUUAUUGAACAUUCACCCAGGCAAGAACGACUUAGCUUCUGGCUGGAUAUCAUUUUUGAGGCAGCAAAUGAAGUUACUGACGGACUCAGAUUUCCAGUUCUGGUGAUAGAACCAACCAAAGUAUACCAGCCUUCAUAUGUCUCUAUAAACAGUGAAGCUGAGGAAAGGACAGUUUCUCUGUGGCAUGUCUCACCCACAGAAAUGAAACAAAUUCAUGAAUGGAAUUUUACAGCAUCUUCCAUUAGGGGAAUAAGCAUAUCCAAAUUUGAUGAACGGUGUUGUUUUCUUUAUGUCCAUGAUAAUUCUGAUGACUUUCAAGUCUACUUUUCCACUGAAGGCCAGUGUAGUAGGUUUUGUUCUUUAGUCAAAGAGAUGAUAACCGUGGGAACUCCGGUGGAACUGGAGAACGAGACCGAGGGCUACACCUUAGAGUAUCAAUAUGACCAUGACACCAAUGGUGAGAGAAUUAUCCUGGGAAAGGGCAAGUAUGGGGUUGUAUACGCUGGAAGAGACCUGAGCAACCAGGUGCGAAUUGCCAUCAAAGAAAUCCCAGAGAGAGAUAGCAGGUACUCUCAGCCUCUGCACGAGGAGAUCGCUCUGCACAAGUACCUCAAGCACCGCAACAUUGUUCAGUACCUGGGCUCUGUGUCUGAGGCUGGCUACAUUAAGAUAUUCAUGGAGCAGGUACCUGGAGGAAGCCUAUCUGCUCUUUUGCGAUCAAAAUGGGGGCCAAUGAAGGAGCCCACCAUCAAGUUUUACACCAAGCAGAUCCUGGAAGGCCUGAAGUACCUCCACGAAAACCAGAUCGUGCACAGAGACAUAAAGGGUGAUAAUGUUCUAGUAAAUACCUAUAGUGGUGUGGUGAAGAUCUCUGAUUUUGGCACCUCUAAGCGUCUGGCUGGAGUGAAUCCGAGUACAGAGACUUUUGCUGGCACUCUGCAGUACAUGGCACCUGAGAUCAUCGACCAGGGACCUCGAGGCUACGGUGCUCCAGCCGAUAUCUGGUCCCUGGGCUGUACCAUCAUUGAGAUGGCUACCAGCUGGCCCCCGUUCCAUGAGCUGGGCGAGCCGCAAGCAGCGAUGUUCAAGGUGGGAAUGUUCAAGAUCCACCCUGAGAUUCCCAAAGCCCUCUCGGCUGAAGCCAGAGCCUUCAUUCUGUCCUGUUUCGAGCCUGACCCUCACAGACGUGCCACUGCUGCCAGCCUGCUCAAAGAGGGUUUCCUAAGGCAGGCGAACAAGGGCAAGAACCGAAUUGCUUUCAAGCCGGCAGAGGGGACCCGGAGUUCAGUCUUGUCCCUGCCCCUGUCGGGGGAGCUCCUGGGCAGCAACAGCAGUGAGCACAACUCAGUGUCCCCUGACUCAGAUGCCCACCCAGACAUGUUCUUUGACAAGGCCCAGCUGCCCAAGCACCGCCUUGGCCAUCUGCUCAGUGUUCCAGAUGAGAGCCUGGCCCCUGAGGACCGGAGCACUGCCUCGUCCCCUGAGGACAGGGAUUCUGGCCUCUUCCUGCUGCGCAAGGACAGCGAGCGCCGUGCCAUCCUGUACAAGAUCCUCUGGGAGGAGCAGAGCCAGGUGGCUUCCAACCUGCAGGAGUGUUUGGUGCAGAGUUCAGAAGAACCGCAUCUCUCAGAUGGCCACAUCAAGCAGAUAAUUGGGGUCCUGCGGGACUUCAUCCGCUCCCCGGAGCCCCGUGCCAUGGCCUCCACGAUAUUGCAGCUCAAGGUAGACCUGGACUUCGACAGCUCGUCCAUCAACCAGCUUCACCUGGUACUCUUUGCCUUUCAGGAUGCUGUAAAUAAAGUUUUGAGGAAUCACUUGAUUAGGCCCCACUGGAUGUUUGCUAUGGAUAGCAUCAUACGACGAGCAGUGCAGGCAGCAGUCACCAUCCUCACGCCAGAGCUCCGACCCCACUUUGAACCUACCUUUGAGUCUGAAGGUGUGGAUAAGGAUGCAGGGGAAGAAGACUGUGUCCUAGCAGACUUGCUAGGAAGUGAAGCACAAGCAGCGUUUGGAGGGAACAGACCCUCUUCCGAGGUUGUCCAGGAGGCCCAGCUGCACCUGAGCCUCCAGCUGGGCAAGUUGCGUCAGGAGACCAACAGACUUUUGGAACAUCUACUUGAAAAAGAAAGAGAAUACCAAAUUCUUCUACGACAAACUCUAAAACAGAAAACUCAAGAGUUAUAUCACCUUCAGCUACAAUUCCAAUCUACUGGUUAGUUACUACUUGCUCUGGCUUACCUCAAUACUUAACUAUUUCCUCACUUGAUUUAGA